ACAAAGAGACACAAUAAGGAAGUGGACUCUGACCUCAUGUGUCGCUCUCAAAACAACACUCGGCUGGAGGAGAGGACCGAAGAGUCUGCGGUUCUAUUGAACAGAACAGAAUAGAAUAGAACUUUCUUCCUGGGGCUGAGUAAAGAACCAUGAAGCUGGACGUGAAGAUUCAGAUGCUGAACUUCUUCUUUGAAGUUUUUAACUUCAUCUUCCUGGUUCUUGGUUUCAGUGUGUGUGGCAUUGGUCUCUGGAUCCUGUUUGAUGGCGGAAACCUACUGAACGUCGAUGCCUCAGACGAGCUGCGUGUUGUGGGGGCGGGGCUUAUGCUGAUUGGUCUGGUGGUGUUGGCGGUCAGCAUAGUCGGGAUCGUCGGAGCCAUGAAAGAGAUCAGAGUCCUGCUGCUCGUGUACAUGGGCCUCCUCAUCGCACUGGUCCUGGGUCAGCUGUUCGUCACACUGCUGCUGCUCAUUAACAGAGACAAGAUUGAACAGAGUCUGGAUCAAACCGUAAACCAGAUCAUCUUGUGGUACGAUGGACACAACAGGACGGACACACUGAUGGACCAAAUCCAGCGCUACGAAAGCUGCUGCGGCAGGAUGGGCCCUUCUGAUUGGCUGCAGAACUCCUUCCUGCAGAUCCAUAACUUGACCAAUCAGGACCUGCUUCCUUGUUCCUGUUUCAAUUCCAGUCGUCCCGCCAUCAACUCGCCGUGGUGCUCAGAGAGCCAGAACCUCACCGGACCCGUUUACGGGGUGGGAGGCGGGUCCUAUGAGCAGGGUUGCAAGCAGAAGCUUGUUGAUUGGCUGCAAGAAAACAUGCUCACACUCAUUGCCAUGGACACCGCACUCAUGCUGAUCCAGGUGGUCCAGUUUGUCUUCUCAGUGUAUCUGUACCGAGCGCUGGGCAGCAGAACCACCCCCAAGGAUCCGGAGCCCGGAGAGCACCAGGACCUCCAGGAUCAGAACUACGCCGACGUGGACCCUGACAACGGUGACUUUGGUCCCGCCCACGUGACACAUCGCCACAACUUAUACCACGACGCAGCCGACCUGGCUUAUCACCACGGCAACUGGGACUACACCUAAAUCUGGUUGAUGAUGAUGAUCUUCACUACGCCUCUCUGAGAUUUGACUCCUCAGGCAGAAGAACCAUCAGCUGACUUUCCUGUCCUCCUCCUCCUCUUCUCCUGGACUGACUCUGAUUGGUUCUCCUCAUUCCAGCUGACUGCUUCUCUCUAAAUACAAGUUUGUUGCUUUGGAUCACAAAAUAGAAUAGAUAAAUAAGAAUAUGAAGCUUUCUCCUUGAGGAGACAACAAGUUAACGACUUCCUGUUUAACAAUAACACUUUUAUCACAGGUCACAUGAGUAGAUGAUGAAUAGACUCACAGGUGAAUUAAGAGCUUGUUCAUUUAUUAACAAACUCGUUUUGGGGUUAAAUAUUCACGUUAAAUG
Molecule: messenger RNA, 1452 nt
Organism: Pungitius pungitius (ninespine stickleback)
Lineage: Eukaryota; Metazoa; Chordata; Actinopteri; Perciformes; Gasterosteidae
Product: CD82 antigen
Exons: 9
Coding region: 150-1085 (311 amino acids)
Cellular component (GO): plasma membrane
Source: RefSeq, a predicted model, not a curated record